This is a messenger RNA of Elgaria multicarinata webbii, 1020 nucleotides long. Its product is annotated as mas-related G-protein coupled receptor member H-like. Gene Ontology annotation, biological process: G protein-coupled receptor signaling pathway. The transcript has 2 exons. Gene Ontology annotation, cellular component: membrane. Gene Ontology annotation, molecular function: G protein-coupled receptor activity. The coding region runs from base 1 to 1020 and encodes 339 amino acids. The record is from RefSeq and is a predicted model, not a curated record. NCBI's taxonomy places the organism in Eukaryota, Metazoa, Chordata, Lepidosauria, Squamata, Anguidae.
AUGGCGACGGAGGCAGCUGAUGCAUCCACAGAAGACGUCCCAAAGCAGAGAUUGAACAUGAUGAACAAUUCCAACCUGACAUCCCUUUCCUAUUUGGAGGCUGGAGAGGAGUGUAAUGGAACAUGCAAUGGAACUGCAGUUCCAACCGAUAAUAGCUCAGGUCACAACUUAUAUGGAUAUUCUUUACAGGACCCUAUUAUCUCUUUGGCAAUUUGUUUAAUCUGCAGUUUGGGACUUGUGGGGAAUGGAAACGUCAUCUGGCUUCUUGGCUUCUGCAUAAAGAGAAAUCCUUUCACCACCUUCAUCCUGAAUUUGGCUGUUGCUGACCUGCUGGUCCUUCUAUGCUUAUUUAUGUUUUCUACAUUUAGCAUUCUACUAAUAUUCACAAAUGUAUUUAUCAGUUCAUUUACAACCAUGUUCUUUACGUUAUUAUUUUUCUUCACAAACUGCGUUAGCCAAGUCCUUCUGGCAGCCAUCAGCAUCGAGAGGUGUGUGUCUGUCCUCUUCCCAAUUUGGCAUCGAUGCCACCGGCCAACGUAUUUGUCAACCACUGUGUGUGCUCUCAUAUGGGUCAUCGCCUCCUUCCUAUUUGCAGUUUACUUCACUCUCCGUCAGUCUGUUCAGUUCAGAAUGCGUAUCAAAAUAAAAUACCUGUAUGUUGGGAUUAUCUUGCUUUGCUUUCCCCUCAUGGCUAUCUCAUCUCUCAUCCUUUUUAUCAAAGUCUGUUUUAAAUCAAAAAAGAAUCACCGGAGGAGACUUUUAAGAACAAUCUUGCUUACUCUCCUCUUCUUCCUUAUAUUUGCUUUUCCACUGAAUGCUACUGUAUUCAUCACCUUUUUUGGAAUUGAAUCCAUACAUCUAAUUGGCUAUACCUUCAUGGGUGCUGCCAUAAACAGCAGUGUUAAUCCAUUGAUAUAUUUCCUGGUUGGGAGAAAGAAGAGCCAGUCUAGAGAGAAUAUGAAAAUUAUCCUCCAGAGAGUUUUCAAGGAAGAAGAGGAAAUAAUGGAAUCCGCAGUUUAA